CCUACAUUGUCAAACUAUUCCUAGGGCACUCGCCUUUCAAGAUAAUGGAAAGUACAACAUCACCUAUAUGCCAUGUCAGGUUCAACUAUGUGGGAAUGACACUAACAGUGCACUUUGUCAGUUAGAUACGGAAAUUAUGGAAUACUACUCUCUUGGAACUUAUACUAACUUCCAGUGGACCAUUACUGACUGCAAUCCCCUGGAGUUUAUGAUCCAUUAUGAUGGCGGUACCGAAGCCUCUGUUGCAAAAAGAAAGUUAAUCAAAAAAUCUUUUGUUUAUUUCAAGAAAGGAAAUGGCCCUACAAAGUUUACUUUUGUGAAUGAAGAACAUCCGGUAAUCUAUCAUUUCGAAGUUUCCGGUUCAGGAGUGGGUUCAGUCCAAGGUAUCCCCCCACCUACCAAUGUCAGUGCAGUCCAAGAGGGUCUCACUAGCAUCAUUGUGUCGUGGACUCCAUCCAGUAAUGCCACUGGGUACAGGAUCUACUAUGACGGCAGUGGAGGUCACAGUGGGUUUGAGGAUGUCACCGAUGGUUCUACUGAUAACUACAUUCUGGAAGGUGUUCAGAUGGGCUCUUAUACCAUUUUCAUUAUGGCACCUCUGAAGAUCAUCCUCCAAGCACUCUUGUGGAGCUGAAUAUCUUUUUGAUCUCACCUCCAGGGGAGAUACUGCUGGCUGUGCUAUCUGCAACCCCCACCUCCAUUUCACUCUCAUGGAGCAUUGCAAGUGGCUCGGUGAUGGGUUGGGAGGUAUUUUGGAGAGAUAUUAAUGGGAAUGUGACUGAAAACACUAGUGGAAGUCUCAGUGGUACCGACUAUACCAUUAAUGACUUGCUAACCACUACUUCGUACAGUGUUAGAGUCAGAGCCGUUAAUCCGAUUGGUACAACCGAAAGUCCUCGUAUCAUUAUCGUAACUUCAAACUUCUCUAACGUAAAUGAGACCUCUUUGCCUCCAACUUCAGUCUACGACUCUUGCCCACAAAUGAACAUGUCUUCUACAUCAUGCUCUGGAAUAGACAACAAUAUUAUGGCAUCUAUCGUAACUGGAGCAGUGGGGGUGGUGUUAUUGCUACUGCUUGCAUUAUCAGUAUCUGUUAAUGUUGUCAUGGUACUCAAAGCCCAUCCCUGCACAUCAGACAAAACAAGGAGUGGUGCAGUUGAAGUCUCGGGAUCAAAUAACGGUGAUAUGCAAGUAAACGCCACAGAAGAACCUAUAUACUCGAGUCCGUAUGAUAUUUCUGAAAAUGAAUUGUAUAAUAUAAUGCGAUUUGGAGCAAAACUAUAGCUAGCUAGCUACCUCAUCACCCCAUUUCUUAAUAACAUGCUCAAGUAGAAGAGACUUCGUUAUGUUGAACAUAAUUAUGUAUGGUGAUGAAUUAUUUCUGA
Geodia barretti is the source of this 1385-nucleotide messenger RNA. The record is from the annotation of a GenBank genome assembly. Lineage: Eukaryota; Metazoa; Porifera; Demospongiae; Tetractinellida; Geodiidae.